AUCAAUUUUAAUAGUAGUCAUUAAUUCCUUGCUUGCAAGCCUUCCAUUACCUCUCUACUACCCUCAAGUUCUUUGUAGCCACUGGCCAGUACCUAUCAACCUCCAACCUCUGUUUGUUUCUUCUUCUGGUUUUUGAAGGCAGAGUCGUCUCCAAUUCUCUAAUCUUUUCUUCUUCAUGUUCAUUAUUUUUUCUUUCUCUCUUUGUUUUUCUUUUAACUUUCCUCUCUACUCGCCAUCUGUUUCUCUCUUUCCUCUUUUCUCUUGUAAGAAUAUUUGAAGAAGAGGCAUAUGAAUACAUCUCGAUUCUCAAGGAACCCACCUCCUAAGUUCCUCACGUGCACACUGCUCUUAUCCAUACCAUAUACUGCCAUGAUAUGAUUCUUGAUCUUUGUCUAUCAUCGAAUCUUGAAAAUCUUGAUUAGCCCUACCACGAACGGGAACAAGAACAAGAAGACGAAGAGCACAGUUCUUUUUUGAAUAUCUUUUUUUAUUUUCUUGUUUUAAUGGAGGGUCCGGUGAGACAGAAAAGUUUCUGGCAGACGAAGAUGACGAAACAGUUGACAAAGAAAAGAGACGAUUCGUUGUUGCAUGCGGCGGCGAGGGAAGGAAAUUUGGAAAUGGUUAGGGAGAUGAUGUCUGAAACUGCAGAGGCAGAGUUGAAAGAGAUGUUAUCAAAACAGAACCAAUCAGGAGAAACUGCGCUUUAUGUGGCUGCAGAGUGUGGCCAUGCUGAUUUAGUUAAGGAGAUGAUGAAAUACUAUGAUACAGGUUCUGCUAGUAUUAAAGCAAGAAAUGGCUGUGAUGCCUUUCACAUUGCUGCUAAGCAAGGUGAAUUGGAAACAUUGGUUGUUCUGAUGGAGGCUAAUCCUGAUCUUGCAAUGACUUAUGAUUCAUCAAAUACUACUGCUUUACAUUCUGCUGCCUCACAAGGCCAUGUUGAAGUGGUGAAUUUCCUUUUAGAAAAGGGUAGUAGCAAUUUGGUCUCCAUAGCUAAAAGCAAUUACAAAACUGCUUUGCAUUCAGCUGCAAGAAAUGGGCAUUUGGAGAUUCUAAAGGCUCUUGUGAAUAAAGAACCAGGGAUAGCAACAAGAAUUGAUAAGAAAGGUCAAACAGCUCUCCAUAUGGCUGUUAAAGGACAGAAAGUUGAGCUAGUUGAUGAGUUGAUCAUGUCAGAUCCUGCUUUGAUAAACAUGGUUGAUUCUAAGGGCAACACUGCCUUACAUAUUGCAGCCCGCAAGGGCAGAGCUCAGAUUGUCUCGAAGCUGCUUGACCACAAGGGACUUGACAAAAUAGCUAUUAACAAAUCAGGAGAAACAGCCUUUGACAGUGCUGAGAAAACUGGGCAUUCUGAAAUUUUAUCCAUCUUAGAACAGCACAGCGUACAAUCUGCGAAAUCCAUGAAACCAAACACCGCCCGUGAACUCAAACAAACUGUAAGUGACAUUAAACAUGAGGUUCACAACCAGCUUCAAACCACACGCAUUACGCGUAAACGAGUUCAAGGUAUAGCCAAGAGGGUAAACAAAAUGCAUACAGAAGGACUAAACAAUGCAAUAAACUCAACAACUGUUGUUGCUGUACUUAUUGCAACUGUUGCCUUUGCUGCUAUUUACCAAGUCCCUGGCCAAUUCGCGGAUGACCCAAAGCAUCUUGCUCCAGGACAAUCUGCAGGACAAGCAAAUGCUGCUUCACGACCUGAGUUCAUGAUAUUCAUAAUCUUUGACUCUAUUGCUCUCUUCAUUUCGCUUGCUGUCGUGGUUGUUCAAACAUCUGUAGUAGUUAUAGAGCGAAAAGCAAAAAAACAACUCAUGUCAGUUAUUAACAAGCUAAUGUGGUUAGCUUGUGUACUUAUAUCUAUUGCAUUUCUUGCACUGGCAUUUGUUGUUGUGGGAAAUAAGGAAAGAUGGUUGGCUGUUUGGAUAACUGGUAUAGGGACAGUGAUUAUGGUAACGACUAUUGGAACAAUGUGCUAUUGGGUUAUUGUUCAAAGAAUUGAGUCUUCCAAAUUGCGAAGUAUUAGGAGAUCAUCCAUGAGCAGAUCAUUAUCAGGAUCAAUGUCUAUUAUGGCAGAAUCAGAGAUUUUGGAGAAUGAGUAUAAGAAACUCUAUGCAAUCUGAGAUGACUCUUUUAGAUAUACUUACAUAUAUGUAUAGGUUAGGUAUAUAUUUCUUCACUUGCUAUCUUGUGUAUAUAUUUUUUUCACUUUGACCAUUUUGGCUUAAGCUUCUCAAUGAAGUGAAAGGUUGACACUUUUUGGAGAAAAUGGAAGAAGAUGAUGCAGGGAAUAUGAAGUUUUAUUUCAUUAGGAAUUAGUUUAGUCAAAGUGAUGUGUAUUUGGUCUUCUGAUUUGACCAUCAGGAUCCCUUUUAGGAUAUUGACUUUCUUGAACAUCUUUUCAUAUGAAAACAAACUUUACUGCCAGGUAGAUUGUAAUUUAACCUGCUGGACUUAUUUCUUCUACUUGACUUGGCUUUCCUUGUUAUAAAGCAGCAGCUUUUAUUUGUCAG
Messenger RNA from Jatropha curcas, 2507 nucleotides. RefSeq names its product ankyrin repeat-containing protein At5g02620. The record is from RefSeq and is a predicted model, not a curated record. Lineage: Eukaryota; Viridiplantae; Streptophyta; Magnoliopsida; Malpighiales; Euphorbiaceae. Gene Ontology annotation, cellular component: plasma membrane. Gene Ontology annotation, molecular function: protein binding.